Messenger RNA from Thrips palmi, 2000 nucleotides. Its product is annotated as suppressor protein SRP40-like. The coding region runs from base 55 to 1767 and encodes 570 amino acids. Gene Ontology annotation, cellular component: nucleus. Lineage: Eukaryota; Metazoa; Arthropoda; Insecta; Thysanoptera; Thripidae. The record is from RefSeq and is a predicted model, not a curated record. The transcript has 5 exons.
AUUUCUUCUAAUUGCUUUGUCGUUGGGUUAUUGAUACCACUACAUUCUGAAGUCAUGGAUCCAGAAGACUGUAUCGUCAAAGAGAAGAGGCCACGAUCUGUUGGCAGUGAGUCUGAAAAUGACUCAAAACCGCUUUCCAAAAAACAGUGCCAUAACGGUGAGAAAGUCAAGAAAGACUUAAGUGCCCUUAUGAAUAGUAGUGCGGACAGCGCUGACUUUAAUUUAGAACUUCACAGUGAUUCUGAUGAAGAUAAAGACAUGGAAACACCCAGUGACUCGCAAGUUGGUGUGGAAGAUGAAUCUUCGUCUGAUUUACCUCUUGCCUUGGUUGUGUCCAAAGACCUUAAAGUUCAGUUAACGGACAUUAAAUCAUCUGUCGUAAAGAUGCCACCACAGACAUGUAAAGACUCUUUGAAGGAGAUCAGCAAGAUCAGUCCAGAAUCUGCAAAAAGGAGAGUUAAAAAUUCUGAGAAGAAGGAGAAGUCAGACUCAUCAUCUGAAUCGGAUUCUGUGGGGAAAAUUAGCAAUAAAAGCCGGAAGAUCAGUCCAGAAUCUAAAAAAAGGAGAGGUCUCAAAUCUGUAAACAAAGAGAGCUUCGACUCCUCGUCUGAAUCAGAUUCUGAGGAGCCAAAUAGUCAUAAGACCAAGAAGAUUAGUCCAGCUUCUCAAAUUAAAAGUGGUCAGAGAUUGUCUGGUGAAGAUUCUGGCAAAAGCAACAAAAAUGCUCUUACAUCAAAGACUAGGCAAAAGACUAUCGCCAGCAAGAAAAGUAAACCUACUAAUGAUAGUUCCACCUCUGAUUCCGGUUCUGAUUCUGCUUCAGAUUCCAAGAUUAGCUCCAAAACCAAUCCAAAGAGUAGCCCUACGAAGGAAGACAAAUCCUGUGAGGAUGAUUCCAGUUCCGAUUCUGGUCCAGAAUCUGAAAGUGAACUAAAGGGAAAAACCAGCGCCAAAAGAGAAGAUUCCACCUCUGACUCUGGUCCAGAUUCUGAUACAGACUCGAAAACUGGCCCCAAAAUAAAGCAAAAGACUAGCUCUGUCAAGAAAGGUAAAGCCAGUUCCACAGAGUCUUCUUCAGAUUCUGGUCCGGAUUCUGAUACAGACUCGAAAACUGGCCCCAAAAUGAAGCAAAAGACAAGCUCCAUCAAGAAAAGCAAAGCCAGUUCCAAAGAUUCUACCUCAGAUUCUGGUUCGGAUUCUGAUUCCAACUUCAAAACUAAGCUAAAGCCUAAAACCAGCUCCAAUAAGAAAGGUGCAUCCAAUAAUGAUGAUUCUACCUCUGAUUCUGGUCCAGAUUCAGAUUUAGACACCGAAACCAAUUUGAAGCCAAAGGCCAGCUCCAAUAUAAAAAGUAAAGCCAGCAAAGAGAACAAUAAUAAGAAAAAAUCGCCAAAUGCUGAUGAGGAUCCUCACAAAGACCCCAAAAUCAUUCGUCUGAAGAAAUUUCUUAAAGCAGCUGGUAUCAAUGCCAGAUACCUUAAGUUGUGGGAGGGCUGCAAGAAUAACAAAGAGAGAGCAACAAAAAUCAAACAAGUGCUUCAAGAUGCUGGGAUUAAAGGCCAGCUGAGUUUACUGAAGUGUAAACAGUAUAAGGAGAAGAAGGAAGAAGAAAAGGAACUGGAGGAAUUGAGCUCAAACAUAAUUUUAAAUAAAAAUGGGCGAGCUCUCCGAAGUAAGGAGAACAUUGAAGAAUCAGCAAGCAAAACUCCACCAUUGAAGAACAACUUUCAGCGCAUCAAGGCAGUGUUUAGUUCAGAUUCAGAGUGAUAUGGCAUAAAUGUGGUUUGCCUCACUCUUUGUAAAACUUUGAUUAGUAAUUGGUUUUGAUAGUUUUAUUUGUUGUGUUCAAUUGCAAAAUCUUUUAUUAUUAUUAAUGUUGAUCUCCUUAGAUCAAGUUUAUUGGUCAAACAUAUAUUGUACACUUGCAUGUUUUUUUUUUGUUUUGUAAUCCUUAUUUUAAAUAUGAAUGAAAUAUGGAUGAAAUACAAAUAAAAACUAGG